AGGCAGUGCAAGCAAAGCAGCUAGCAAACGCACGUCGUAGCGCUAGCUUAACUAAGCUAAACCAGGUAGCCAGCCAUGAACAUGAACUACGGCUCCAUGGGUCCUGGCGCGAUGGUGCGGUGCAGGCAGUGCAGCUCGAGCAUCACGGCGAUGCCCGGCGCCCGCGCCGUGCAGUGCAUGCAGUGCAGCUGCGUGACGCGCGUCAGCGGCCGUGGCCGGCAGCAGCACGGCUACGGCCAGGGUUACGGGAACGGCGGCGGGAUGCUGAUGCCGCCGAUGCGUCCCACCCCGGCCUUCGGCGGCGGCCGCGGCAAGAAGCGCGCCGUGCUGAUCGGGAUCAAGUACACCAACCGGCGCUCCUGCGAGCUGCGGGGCCCCAUCAACGACGUCAAGUGCAUGCGGUACCUGCUCACCGAGCGCUUCGGCUUCCCCAACGACUGCGUCCUCAUCCUCACCGAUGAGGAGAGGAACCCAUGCAGGCAGCCGACCAAGGACAACAUCCGCAUGGCGAUGCACUGGCUGGUGCAGGGGUGCAGCUACGGCGACUCCCUGGUGUUCCAGUUCUCCGGCCUGGGCGCGCAGGUGCCCGACGACGACGGCGACGAGCUGGACGGCAUGGACGAGGCCCUCUGCCCCGUGGACUCGUUCCAGCAGGGCCCCAUCCUGGACGACGAGAUCAACGAGGCCAUCGUCCGCCCGCUGGUGCACGGCGUCAAGCUCCACGCCAUCGUCGACGCCUGCCACAGCGCCACCGUCCUCGACCUCCCCUACCAAUGCACCGUGUCCAAGCAGACCGGGCGCUGGAGGUGGAGGGACGAGCGCCCUAUGACCGGCGCCUGCAAGGGCACCACCGGAGGCCAGGCCGUGCUCAUCAGUGGCAGCAGCAACGGAAAGAGCAACAUGAGCGUGCUGCCUGAGCCCUACGCCACGAUCGGCGCCAUGACGCACAGCUUCAUCAGAGCGGUGGAGUGCGAGCCGCGCACCACCUACGGCCGCCUGCUCACCUCCAUGAGGGCCAUCAUGCGCGACAGCAGCGGCAACUGCAACCUGCAAGGCCCCAUCGGCGGCUCCAUCCGCAAGGUCGCAAACUUCAGCGGCGUGGAGGAGCCUCAGCUGUCCUCUGCCUACAAGUUUGACGUCGAGCGCGAGCCGUUCUGCAUGUAGAACCCGACCAGCGAAUUCGUCGUCACAGCGCUGCAGGCUACUGCACUCGACGAUUACUACCUAAUCAUGCAUCGACCGUACUGAAUAAUGGGCCGGUUAAUUAACUAUGAUGCUUGCUACUAGUAUGUGUGACGAUGUAUCACAUCACCUGCCGCCAUGCCAUCAAGAAUGAGCACUGCAUAGCUCAUACAAAGGCUCUGGAGGAACGUACCUCGUUCUCCACUCUACUGCACCUCACUGUAAUAUGGCCGUUGUGUGUCGUGUCGUCCCAUUAAAUAAAUCAAGUUCUAUGUA
This is a messenger RNA of Aegilops tauschii subsp. strangulata, 1458 nucleotides long. RefSeq names its product metacaspase-1. Gene Ontology annotation, molecular function: cysteine-type endopeptidase activity. Gene Ontology annotation, cellular component: cytoplasm. The record is from RefSeq and is a predicted model, not a curated record. Gene Ontology annotation, biological process: proteolysis. Lineage: Eukaryota; Viridiplantae; Streptophyta; Magnoliopsida; Poales; Poaceae.